Messenger RNA from Micromonas commoda, 2603 nucleotides. RefSeq lists its product with no specific name. The record is from RefSeq and is a predicted model, not a curated record. Gene Ontology annotation, molecular function: mRNA binding. The coding region runs from base 108 to 2528 and encodes 806 amino acids. The transcript is spliced from 2 exons. Lineage: Eukaryota; Viridiplantae; Chlorophyta; Mamiellophyceae; Mamiellales; Mamiellaceae. Gene Ontology annotation, biological process: post-transcriptional regulation of gene expression. Gene Ontology annotation, cellular component: cytoplasm.
ACCGGGCCAUAGGCAACGUCCUGAACGGGACGAACGACGUGGACGGCGCGGCGGCGGCCAGGGCAUCGCCCAACGCCUGGGGCAAAGCCCCCGCGGGUCCGUCCACCAUGGACCCGCCCAAAAACUACUACGGCGCGUGGAACGGCUCGACGGCGACGGACGGAGGAGGAGGAGGAGGCGGAGCCGGUGCAAAUGGGCAAUCGCCGGCGACGUCACCCGCGCCGGGAUCUUACGGCCUCGGCCUCGGCAUGUCCGCGUCGCCGGGCCUCGCGGGUGGCAGGUCCCUCGCGGACGUGUUCAGCAACGACGACGGCGGCGCGGGGUCGCAGGGCGGGUCCCCCAAGCGCGGCGGCGGAGGCGGCGGCGACGACGCCGCGGGCUCGAGGCCGGGUAGCGCGAGGCCGGGGAGCGCGAGGCUGAGCCGGACGGAGUCGCAGCUGUCCGCGGCGGUGGGCGCCGAGUCUGCCGGCGGCGUCGAUGCCGCCGGCACCGUCGAUGCCGGCGCGGAGGGGCUCGCGGGCGACUUUGGCGGCAUGGCGAUCCGCGGCGAGGGCGGCGAGGGCGGCGUCGCGGCUGGCGGCCCGGAUGGCCCGGAUGGCGACGACGGGGGCGAGUACGCGGAUUACUCGAGCGCCAACCCGCCGGUGCCCGCGGGCGCGCCCCCGCCGCUGCCCGGGGGCGGCUACCCGGGCCAGCCGUACGGCAACUACCCCGGGAUGCAGCCGCAGUUUUACCCCCCGCAGGGCGCGGGGCCUCCGGGUGGAUAUCCCGGCGGGGGAUACCCGCCUCCGAUGCCGGGCAUGCCGCCCCCCGGCGGCUUCCCAGGCGGCCCGCCCAACAUGGACCCGCGCGCCGCCGCGAUGAUGCACCAGCAGCAGCAGAUGCACGCGCAGGCGAUGAUGUACGGCGCGCAGGCGGCGGGCGGCAUGGGUUUUCCGCCUCCCGGGGGGCCGGGUCGGGGAGCGCCGGGGAUGCCCGGGGCUCAAAACGCGUACGGACAGGUGGCGAUGGAUCCCAUGUACGUGGUGGCGUAUUACCAGCGCCUGGCGGAGCAGGGCGACCCCGCGGCGGCGGCGAUGCUCGCGGCGAUGUCGGGGUACGGCGGGCCGCAGGGCGGGUCCCCACCCGGUCGCGCGCAGAUGCAGAUGCACCAGGCGAUGCUCGCGGCGAUGGGCGGCGGCGGCGGCGGUUUCGGGAUGGCGGGCGGCGGCGGCGGGCGCUUCGGCGGCGGCGGCGGGCGCGGGGGCGCGAGGGGCCGAGGCGGCGGGCGCGGGCGGCGCGGGAUGGGUCGCGACGGGAACGGUCUGCUCACGGACCACUACGGGGGCCGGCACCACGACGAGAUGCAUCAGAAGCCGAUGUCGGCGCUGCUCGAGGGGUUCAAGAACAACAAGAGCCGACGCUUCGAGCUACCCGACCUCGCGGAUCACGUCGUGGAGUUUUCGAGCGACCAACACGGCAGCAGGUUCAUCCAGCAGAAGCUGGAGACGGCGGAGCCCGAGGAGGCGGCGGCGGUGUUCGCCGAGGUGCUGCCCAGCGCGCACCAGCUCAUCACCGACGUUUUUGGAAAUUACGUCGUUCAAAAGUUUCUGGAAUACGGCACGGACGAGCAGCGAAGGCUCCUCGCGGGCGAGCUCAAGGACCACGUGCUGUCGCUGUCGCUGCAGAUGUACGGCUGCAGGGUGAUUCAGAAGGCGUUGGAGGUGUUCGACGAGGCUCAGCAGACGGCGAUGGUGAACGAGCUCGACGGGCACGUGCUCCGAUGCGUUCGCGAUCAAAACGGCAACCACGUGAUUCAGAAGUGCAUCGAGCGGGUGCCCCCCGCGCGGAUACAGUUCAUCGUGUCGUCCUUCUACGGUAACGUGCUGUCGCUGUCCACGCACCCGUACGGAUGCAGGGUGAUCCAGCGCGUGUUGGAGCACUGCACGCCGGAGCAAAAGACGGAGGGGAUCAUGGACGAGAUUCUUCGCGAGGCUGUGCAACUCGCGCAGGAUCAGUACGGGAACUACGUCGUGCAGCACGUGCUCCAGCACGGCGGCGAGGACGAGAGGCGGAAGAUCCUGGCGACGCUCGCGGGCCAGAUCGUCAUCCUGGCGCAGCACAAGUUUGCGAGCAACGUCAUCGAGAAGUGCCUCACCUACUGCGGCGCGGAGGAGAGGCAGAUCAUGAUCACCGAGAUGCUGGGCACCACCGACGAGAACGAGCCGCUCCAGGCGAUGAUGAAGGAUCAGUUCGCGAAUUACGUGGUGCAAAAGCUGCUGGAGGUUUGCGACGAGGGCGAGAGGGAGCAGCUGCUGUCGCGGAUGCAGGUGCACCUGCCAAACCUCAAGAAGUUCACCUACGGGAAGCACAUCGUGGCGAGGGUGGAGAAACUGAUCCAGAGCAACCUGCCUCCACCCAAGCCGAUCACCGCGGUGGCGGGAACCGCGGAUGGGACCGGCGGGGACGAGGCGGAUGAGGGUGCGCCGGAGGGUGGCGGCGGGGUUGGGGACGCGGCGGAGGAGUCGCCGUCACCAGUCGCGGAGUAACUCACUUAGCCGCCGUGUUAGCGGGGAGGAGCCGCCCAAUGUAUAUAUCUAUUCUAGAGCAAACCGUUUCGAACC